GACGGUUUCAGAGUAACCAAACUUGCCGUCCUAUUGCCGUGAUUCCAUGGACAUUGUUCACCGCAUCGGUCAAUACUUUGCCCAGCAUGAACAAAACAUGAGCGACGUGAUGAAGCAAGCGCUGGAGCGUAGCCAAAGCCUGGUUCCAGACGCGCCGCAUGUGAAACCGCCUCGGGCUGUGCGCGGAUCAUUCUUUUCUGCAAAAAAGACUUCGAAACCACCACCGUCCUCUACCAGCCCAUCGUCCCCACGUCCUGUAUUCACUGAGGACUCAUCAUUAUGUUGUCCGAAGGCCUCUACUACCAACACAGGACCGACACCCCCAACACCAACGAAUCGAGUCAAAGCCAAACGGAAAGGAAUGUCACGCCCCAAGCAGAAAAAAACGUCCUAUUCUACGCCCCCAUCCACGACCGCCGCAGACAUAGCGUUAAAACAAUCCACGGCACUAGCUCUACAGGAAGCAUGGCGAUUGACUUGCGAACGGGCCAAGAAAAUUCAAGCGGAUCAAGAAGCCAAACUCAAGGCGGAACAAGAGCUAGAAAGACAAGAAAAAGCCAAGCUCGACAGUCAGCUCCAGCAGAUUGAAACCGCUCGGAGCCAAGCGUUUGCUAAGCAGCCCCGUCCGCCCCCCCCGUCCGCCCCCAAAUCGCUCCACUGCGCUGAAGCAUGGUGCGAGCCUCGGCGAGUUGGGCGCAAAUACCAACGACAUGUCAAGCCAUCGAUGCCAGCAUUGCGUGCCUGUGAGCAGCCUGCCACGUCAUUACGUAGUUCUGAGCUUACAACUGCAACUACCCCUCGGUCCAGUUGCAACAACAACAACGAUCACCCUGGAAUGCUACAAGUGUUUACAAACCUGAAUCCAGUGACCAAGUUUGGCCCCGUACCGUCGUCGACGCCAUCCUUGGAUGAGUUGGAGACAAGCCAACGGACCAAGUUGCUGGAAUAUGCGUCUGCGCUGUCAAAAGUGCGCGAGAAACUCCAACACCAACGGUCGGUGGCCACAUUCGAAGCAACCCAAAAUGCGCAAUGCAAACGUCGAGAAGCCAGCAAUGCAUCGUUGGUUGCGACCAUCGAACAAUUGCAAUUGGAAAAGGAACGUUGGGAACAGUCGUUGCGGACGCUCCAGACGGACGAAGCCGCCUUACGAAGCGAGAGACACCGGUUGACGAUGGAGCGGCGAAUGGCACGCCGCGCAGCGAAAACGCUCAAGUGCUUGGAGACACCAGAAGCGAUCGAGAUGUGGGCACAAGAAGAGCGAGUUCGUGCGGCUCAAGCAAAGGAAGCGCGGGACCGUGCCAAGCGAAGGGUGCAGCAGCGCACCGGAGAUGCCACUAUAGUACCCGAAACAUUCGACGAAGCAGCAGACGAGCAGCACAAGGAAGGCUGGCAUGUGAGUCCACUUAGCUCGUCGCGAUUUCAGAAGGCCUUUUUUACCUACAGUAGCAGUUCCGACGACAACAAUUGAAGGGGUGUCAAAGGAAGCGGAGCUGCUAAUAAGACCAAUAUGGGUUUUGCUG
Molecule: messenger RNA, 1520 nt
Organism: Aphanomyces astaci
Lineage: Eukaryota; Oomycota; Saprolegniomycetes; Saprolegniales; Verrucalvaceae
Exons: 5
Coding region: 47-1468 (473 amino acids)
Source: RefSeq, a predicted model, not a curated record